GGAAGUGGAGCCCCUCUGACGGCGCUGCCGGCGGCGGUAACGGGGCCCGGGCACCGGGGCGGGCCCGGCGGCGGAGCUGACGUCACGGGCCGCGAGGGAUGCUGGGAAACCCCGGGAGACACCGCUCCAUGGAUCCGUGCCCGAGCAGGCCCAAAGCCCCGUCCUUCCUGUCCGACCUGGGCAAGGCCACCCUGCGGGGCAUCCGCAGGUGCCCGCGCUGCGGCACCUACAACGGCACGCGGGGGCUCAGCUGCAAGAACAAGACGUGCGGCGCCGUGUUCCGGGCGGGCGCGCGGCGCCAGCCCGGCGCCGAGGCCGUGCGGCUGCUGGGCGGCUCGCGCGGCCAGCUCUACUCGGUGCGCCAGCGCCACCGGCGCUGCUUCGUGGAGCUGGGCGUCUCCGAGACGGCCAUCCAGACCCCCGAGGGCACCCUGAUCACCCAGCUGAGCUCGGGGCGCUGCCACGCGCCCGCCUGCGCCAAGGCGGCGGCCGACGGGCAGUGCCAGCACCUGAAGCUGGCGCUGGGCUGCCAGGCCGAGGCCACGCCGCUGCCGCUCAAGAGCUCGGUGCUGGGCGCCGUGCAGGCUCCCGCCGAGGCCAAGCAGAGCCUGUGGGAGCUGGCCACCGAGCCCACGGGGCCGCUGGUGCAGAGGGUCACCAAGAGCGUGCUGGUGGUCAAGUGCAAGGCCAGCCAGAGGCACAGCCUGGGCUACCUGCACGCCAGCUUCGGCCAGCGGCGCUUCUCCUGCGCCUGCCGCGCGCCCGGGCACGGCCGCGCCGAGCCGGACGAGGAGGAGGAGGAGGAGGAGGAGGAGGAAGAGGAAGAGUCGCCCCCCGAGCGCUGCAUCCACUUCCUGGCCUGCAUCUGCGCCUUCGCCAGCGACGAGAGCCUGGCCCAGGAGUUCUCCGAGUUCCUGGCCUCCGACGGCAGCGGUCUGAAGGGGACGCUGAUCCCGCAGCUGCUCCGUGGCCCCGGCUCCGCGGCGCGGGCUCGGGGGGCGGCUGCCGCCAAGGCCAAGAGGAGGAGAAAGGACCUGGGGCCAGGCCCACAGGUGCCCGGGCCCCUGCUGGCUCCAGACCCGGCUCAUCCCGGCCCCAGGAGGAGCAGCCUGAGGAAGCUGCCGGUCGUCUCCUCCUCACCCUCCUCCUCCUCCUCCUCCUCCUCGCUGAAGAGACACGGCUGUCACCAGGUGCUGGACGAGUCCCAGGUGUCCCUGUCCUUCCAGGAGUGGCUGGGCAGUGUCACGGAGCGCAUCCACCAGACCAUGCACUACCAGUUUGAGGGCCGCCCGGAGCCGCUGGUUUUCCACAUCCCCCAGUCCUUCUUCGAGGCUCUCCAGCAGCGCAUCUCCAGCGGCAGCGGCAAGAAGAGGCUCCCCAACUCCACCACGGCCUUUGUGCGCAGGGACGCGCUGCCCCUGGGCACCUUCUCCAAGUACACCUGGCACAUCACCAACGUCCUGCAGGUGAAGCAGAUCUUCGACACGCCCGAGGUGCCGCUGGAGAUCACGCGGAGCUUCGUGCAGAACCGCGACGGCUCCUACGAGCCCUUCCGCAGCCCCCGCGUGGCGGUGGAGAGCCUGCCCGAGGGGCUGGGCCCGCACGAGAAACAGCCCCCGCUGCGGCCCCUGGAGCUGCAGACCUUCCUCAAAGUCGGUGAGGCCCGGGGGGGCUCGGGGGGACCCCAAAAACAGCCCGGGAAAGAGCACAGCAUGAUCCCAAAACAGCCGGGGGAAGGGCAGGGGUGA
Messenger RNA from Vidua chalybeata, 1748 nucleotides. RefSeq names its product chromosome 28 C2orf42 homolog (gene C28H2orf42). Gene Ontology annotation, cellular component: nucleus. The record is from RefSeq and is a predicted model, not a curated record. Bases 99 to 1748 code for a protein of 549 amino acids. The transcript is spliced from 9 exons. Lineage: Eukaryota; Metazoa; Chordata; Aves; Passeriformes; Viduidae.